AAAGCGCAUUUAGUUACUACUACCAGAGGGGGCGCCAUUUGGCUGCCCCGAGUUCUUUCUCCCGUCCAAGCCUGUUUUGUGACAGCCGCCUCGGAGAAGAAACGGCAAUCCUAUCUCGCCUUCCUUCCGGCUCUACGCGUAGUGCGGCUGGCUUACUACCGCCUUCCCUUAGUUUCUCUCCUGGAUGCGAGAGAGGCAGAGAAGGAGGAGCAAGUUCGCACUCAAGGAGGAGCAGCGCGCAGGUGGAAGAAGGCAGGCGGCGAUGAUGCUGUUGGAGAGGAGGAAGCCUUUACAGACGGCCUGCUGAGCUUCAGUCCGCUCCCAACGCUGCGGGCAGAGGCCUGAACUGGAUCCCUUUCCAGCUAUGCGCGCAGGUGAGAAGAGAAGAGUCUGCCCAGUCCCGUUUGGAGGAGGAGCCCACACUUUCUAGCUUCAGACUCGGGUGGAUGAAGUUACCUUUAUACUCUGGGCAGAACAAUGACUUCAGAAGAGACAUCCUGGCCUGUCCCGAUGAAAGCUAUUGGAGCCCAGAAUCUAAUGACAAUGCCUGGAGGUGUUACCAGGUCAGGAUACCUGCACAAAAAAGGAGGAACUCAGUUUCAACUCUUGAAAUGGCCGUUACGGUUUGUGAUUAUCCACAAGGGCUGCAUUUACUAUUUCAAGAGUAGCACUUCUGCAGCUCCUCAGGGUGCCUUUUCACUGAAGGGCUAUAAUAGGGUUAUGCGGGCAGCAGAAGAGACAACAUCAAACAACGUAUUCCCUUUCAAGUUAGUUCACAUUAGCAAGAAGCAUAGGACCUGGUUUUUUUCUGCCUCCUCUGAAGAUGAAAGGAAGGACUGGAUGGCCUCACUUAGGAGAGAAAUAGAUCACUACCAUGAAAAGAAGGAAGUAAUUACUGACUUAAGUGACUCUAGUUCAGAUGUUGAUAGUUUCUAUGGUUCAGUAGAACAACCCAUUAAUAUACACUACUCUCGACAUUCAAUGGAAAAUUCAGAUUAUGAUCAGGAUGAAUAUGAUGAAUAUGUACAUCCAGAUAACUCGGACUGUGUAAAGUGUGAAGAUCAUAUAGUCUUUCCACCAACAUACCCACCUCCUCCAAUUCCACCAAUGGGAAAACCUUCCUAUUCAGAGAAAAAAGCGCACUCAUUCUCUGGCAAGUGUGGUGUGGCUGUGCUUCCAGUGCCAUCUCUGAAAAAAAGCUUACCUGAUGUGAGGCAUGAAGUCGUCUUAAGCGUGACAGGAGAACUCCCUUUUCACAAUAUGAGUCCCCAAUCAACAUGUCAGCAAGUAAUUGGCCAGAGUCCACCAGUGCCUUUGGUCAAAAAGCCCACCUGCCUCACAGAGAUUUCUUCUUCACCAGCUGUAUCUGUGCCACUAUUCUGUGUUUUACCUACUGCUGAAGAGUGUCAGAAGCUUAAAGAGUUUAAACUUUCUCCACAAGCCCCACCUCCAUUGCCAAACAGCAAGCCCAAAUUAUCACAAUAUCCUGUGAAUUCACUGAUGAACACCCAAGCACCAAGGAAACAAGGCAAACCUGGAUUAUUAACACCAAAAGUAUUGGCCAAGUCUCAAGUGCCUGGUAACAAACCACCUGUGCCUACAUCCAAACCAGAGAAGCCUUUGCUUGCAUAUUUAGGUUCUUCAUCCCCUAGAAGAUCAUCACCAGAUGGACAAAGUUUCCGAGUUGCAUUUGAGAAACCAGCAUUGCCUUCAAAAUCAAACUUAUCUGGAGAAGAUUCUGAUGGUGACUAUGAAAAAAUUGAGCUGCCUAAUUCAGUAUUUGUCAACACCUCUGAAUCACUUGAAGUUGAAAGGAUGUUCAAAUCUGAAAAUCCCAUGGGACAUCCAAAACAUGGAUUAUUCUGUAUUAGGAAUUCAUCCAAAAAAACUGGAAAGGUGUUAGUUGUAUGGGAUGAAUCUGUUGAGAAAGUGAGAAACUACAGAAUAUUUCAACAGGACUCAAAGUUUUACCUGGAGGCAGAUAUUCUGUUUCUGAGCCUUAGAAGUCUGGUUGAACACUACAGCAGCCAUGUCUUGCCGAGCCACAGCAAUCUGAUCCUCCAGUUUCCUUAUGGCUAUUCUGGACCUAGGUGACAGAACAUCAUAAUCCACUCUCACAUCAAGCACAAUUAUGGAAUCAUAAGCUACAAUUGUUGAGCAUGUUAACUAUGAUUAUCCAUAUGGAAUUAUUUUUCUGUACAUUCAGUAGAAAGCCUGGGCCUGUUUCAUGGUUAAUCUCUGUGAUUAGAAUAUUCAGCAGACACCUCCUGUAAACUGCUGCACCUCUAAGCAAAUGGGUGUGAAGUUGAAUGGGUGAUAUGACUUAUGUUAGAAUGACUGACAGAACUACUAAGAGACAUUUCUAAAACCAAAGGGCUAGUGACCACUUACUAUGUGUUUUCCUGACUUGUUUUUGAGUCAGCACUGGUGUUUGACAUUUAGUAAUUGUUUACCAUUAAGCUUUAAAUAGCGCAAAAACCCACUUCAAAGCAAAUGCUUGUUUCCCAAAUAUAAAGUAAGUGGACUUUGUAGCUUGUCAUGUAAGAAUCUCCUAAGACUAAUUGUUUUAGAAAUAAUUAUUAUUUAGUACAUUUCUGCACCAGAAUACAAACCGAGCAUGGACAUGCUCUGUCAGUUUGUUAUAUUUUAAGGGCAUUGGACCCUCCAGGCCAUUUUCCUGAUGGCGUUUCACUGUCAAAGCUUUCUCACUCUCACACACACCAUACAAUAUUCUAUUUCUCUCUGCUUAAUGAAUUGCAAAAUAGCCCUGUGCCAGAAUAAUUGUAUGAAAAUAUCAUUUGGCUAAAACCAGAUUUUAAUUUUGGAAAAAUCUAUACUAAUAUUGAGCUGUGAGUGAUUUUUGCUAUUACUGUUAAACAGUUAUGUAUUGAUUAUAUGGUUAAAAGGAUAAAAUCAAUGAAGUAAUAGUAUGAUAACUUCUUUUUAAACAUGCUAAUUAAUGUAAAAAAAUAAAGAUUUUUAUGUCCUGUA
Molecule: messenger RNA, 2991 nt
Organism: Rhineura floridana
Lineage: Eukaryota; Metazoa; Chordata; Lepidosauria; Squamata; Rhineuridae
Gene: SH3BP2
Product: SH3 domain binding protein 2
Exons: 13
Coding region: 478-2094 (538 amino acids)
Biological process (GO): signal transduction
Molecular function (GO): SH3 domain binding
Source: RefSeq, a predicted model, not a curated record